Sorex araneus (European shrew) is the source of this 3370-nucleotide messenger RNA. RefSeq names its product golgin A5 (gene GOLGA5). The coding region runs from base 707 to 2896 and encodes 729 amino acids. The record is from RefSeq and is a predicted model, not a curated record. The transcript has 13 exons. Gene Ontology annotation, biological process: Golgi organization; retrograde transport, vesicle recycling within Golgi. NCBI's taxonomy places the organism in Eukaryota, Metazoa, Chordata, Mammalia, Eulipotyphla, Soricidae. Gene Ontology annotation, cellular component: Golgi membrane; Golgi cisterna.
UUUUGGGGUCCUGGCCGCCCUUCCACGUCUCCCGGAAGAAGCGCGGCGCCGCAGGAGCGGAGGCCGGUCGGUGCUGGCUUCCCUCGGGCCGGACCCUCUCCCGGGCGGCCGCGGGGCAGCCCCUGCAGGGUGGCCAGGUGAGGCGCCGGGCUGCGGGACCCCCGGCGUCGUGCUCUCGAGCCCCGCCCGCCCCCUCGGCCCGGUGCUGUGGGGUCGCUGCCCCGCCGGGAGAGGCGGUUGGGCAGCGAGCUGGGGGUUGGGGGGUGUGCUCGCCCUCCGAGGCCCGUCCCCGUGACUGACGACCCCCGGCCCGACCCCCGGCCCGACCCGCGGCCCCCGGACCCGGCCCGUCGGGGGCUUGUGCGAGCUGGACGUUGGCGUUUGAGCGCUGCAGGCGACGCGGCCGGCCGGGAGCAGCGAAUGCGCUGGCCCCCCUGGUGCGCCCCUGGCACAGCGGCCCGGAACGGGGGGAGCCCUGGCGUCUGUUUUCGGGGUUUCCUCCUUGGCUCCGAUCCGCUCUGGCACCUGCCGCCGCUCGGCGCGCUGCCCAGCCUCGCCCUCUCCGCGGUGAUUGACGUCGCGACCCCCGGGGCCUGCAAGGAGCUGGAAGGGCGAGGUGCUUCUCUCUCGACGUUGUUGGGAGACUGAGAAGCGGGGAGACGAGGGCUGCUUACAGGGUCACAAGUAGGAUUCUUCUAGGACCAUCAUGUCUUGGUUUGCUGACCUUGCAGGAAAGGCAGAAGAUCUCUUGAACCGGGUGGACCAAGGGGCCGCAACAGCUCUUAGCAGGAAAGAGAACAGCAGCAGCACGAAAUACAACAGAAACACGGACUAUCCCGAGCAUCACCAGCAGAGCACAAGUGAGACCUACCAGACUGGAACCAAAGCUUCCUACAUUUCCGCGGCGGCAGAUAAUGUUAGAAAUCAAAAAGCCACUCUCUUGGCCGGCACCGCCAACGUGAAAGCGCCUCGGACCUCCGCGGAGGCCUCCCCGACCGCCGAAAAUGCGACUGUCCCUCGGCCUUCCUCCCAGUUUGUCCGAAGGAAAAAGUCAGAGCCAGAUGAUGAGCUGCUGUUUGAUUUUCUUAAUAGUUCCCAGAAGGAGCCUGCUGGGAGGGUAGAGAUCAAGAAAGAGAAGGGCAAAGCACUUGCCCCGCUGAAUUCCCAGGCAAGCGUCAAUUCUGUGAACGCCAGUGGCACCGCUAUCAAAACCACCGAAGAAAAUUCUUCUCGGAGCGAUAGCCGUGAAGCUUCUAAUACAGAUUCUGACCAUGAAAGCCAAGAGGAUUCCGCAAAGCAAAAUGAGUCAUCCACUACAGCCUGCACAGACCCCAGCCCAGUACCAAAUGACGAUGGCAAAUCACACGAACUGUCGAACCUGCGGCUGGAGAAUCAGCUACUGCGGAACGAAGUUCAGUCUUUGAAUCAAGAAAUGGCCUCCUUACUUCAAAGAUCCAAGGAAACUCAAGAAGAAUUAAACAGAGCAAGAGCGAGAGUGGAGAAGUGGAAUGAUGACCAUUCCAAGAGUGACCGCGUGACCCGGGAGCUGCGCGCGCAGGUGGAUGACCUGACGGAAGCGGUGGCCGCCAAGGACUCCCAGCUGGCCGUGCUGAAGGUGCGGCUGCAGGAGGCCGACCAGCUGCUGAAGACUCGCACCGAGGCCCUGGAAGCCCUGCAGAGCGAAAAGUCACGGAUAAUUCAGGAUCACAGCGAAGGGAGUAGCCUGCAGAAUCAAGCCCUGCAGACUCUUCAGGAGAGACUCCACGAAGCAGAUGCCACGCUGAAGAGAGAGCAGGAGAGCUAUAAACAGAUGCAGAGUGAGUAUGCUGCACGCCUUAAUAAAAUGGAAGUGGAACGUCAGAAUUUGGCAGAAUCCGUUACUCUGGCAGAAAGAAAAUACUCCGACGAGAAGAAGAAGAUUGAGGAACUGCAGCAGCAAAUCAAAACAUACAAGUCCAGCUUGGACUCCUCUAAGCAGGAACUACUGGACUACAAGCAGAAAGCCACAAGGAUACUGCAGUCUAAGGAAAAAUUGAUCAACAGCCUGAAGGAAGGGUCUGGCUUUGAAGGCGUGGACGGCAGUGCGGCCAGCAGCAUGGAGCUCGAGGAACUUCGGCAUGAGAAGGAGAUGCAGAAGGAGGAGAUCCAGAAGCUGAUGGGUCAGAUCCACCAGCUGAGAUCGGAAUUACAGGAUAUGGAGGCCCAGCAGGUGAAUGAAGCGGAGUCGGCCAGAGAACAGUUCCAGGAGCUGCAAGAACAGAUCGCUGGGCAGAAAGCGUCUAGGCAAGAGCUGGAGGCAGAGUUGGAGCGGCAGAAGCAGGAAUUCCGCUACGUAGAAGAAGACCUGUAUCGAACAAAGAACACGUUACAAAGCAGAAUUAAAGAUCGAGAAGAGGAAAUUCAGAAGCUCAGGAAUCAGCUCACCAAUAAGUCCCUGAGCAGCAGCAGCCAGGCCGAGCUGGAGAACCGCCUGCACCAGCUGACGGAGACGCUCAUCCAGAAGCAGACGGUGCUCGAGAGCCUCAGCACCGAGAAGAACUCGCUGGUCUACCAGCUGGAGCGCCUGGAGCAGCAGAUGAAGGCCGCACCGGGGGGCGGCGGCAACGGCUCUUCCAUCAGCAUGCCGGGGAUGGACGGCGGAGAAGGCGCUCGCCUGCGGAACAUGCCCGUGCUUUUUAACGACACGGAGAGUAACCUGGCAGGAAUGUACGGGAAGGUCCGCAGGGCGGCCAGCUCCAUUGACCAGUUCAGCAUUCGUCUGGGGAUUUUUCUCCGAAGAUACCCCAUUGCGAGGGUCUUUAUAAUCAUCUAUAUGGCCUUACUCCACCUCUGGGUCAUGAUCGUCCUGCUGACUUACACACCGGAAAUGCACCACGAGCAGCCCGACGGCCAGUGAUGCACAUCGUCGUCUCCGCGAUGGGUUGUCCGGGUUCCAGACGUGGCGUCUGCGGGAGGGCCGGGGAGGGGCCUGGGGCCUCUCUGCUGCCAGCUCUUCCCUUCUUAAGUUAUUGUACAAGCACUUUGCUACCUACAUGAAUUUAAUUCCCUCCCAUUGGUCAGAGUUUCUGAAGCUGAUCGGCCCCCGCAGACUGUGCCCUGCCUGGGGCAGCCGUCACAGGGACGUCUGUCCUCGCCGCGGUCGCUGGGGUCGGUCCCCUGUACAGUGUUCCGGGCGGCACCGUUCUGGGUUAGAAUCAGGGAAACUAAUUGUAGUGACAUAAAUAAAAUGUUUUCCUUUUGAUAAUUCAGCCUGCUUUUCUGUUUUUAGUGUAUUUAACUUGGCAGAUUCAGAUCCAUUUUUCACGUGUUAAACUCUUGAUUUUAUGUCUUUUUUAUAAAUAUGUAAAUAAAAAUAGUGUUUUUUAACAGA